Molecule: messenger RNA, 2520 nt
Organism: Gavia stellata (red-throated loon)
Lineage: Eukaryota; Metazoa; Chordata; Aves; Gaviiformes; Gaviidae
Product: cytokine receptor common subunit beta-like
Biological process (GO): cytokine-mediated signaling pathway; immunoglobulin mediated immune response
Cellular component (GO): external side of plasma membrane
Molecular function (GO): protein binding; cytokine receptor activity
Source: RefSeq, a predicted model, not a curated record
AUGAUCAUCCUUCUGCUGAAUCUGUAUUUGGUCUUCAGUGUCCAAGCCAUAAGAGAGAGCAUCCCUAUGAAGAGCUUGAGCUGCUACAAUGACUACAACUCACAGGUGACCUGCACAUGGAUGGAGCGUUCAGAGGCUCAUGCCCUCGUUGGUAUGAUUCUUUACCAAAGGGAUAAUAUUAUAACGGAGAACAAGAAGAUGCCUUGCAAACGCCAGAGAGAAAAUUACUUACAUGAGACUCCAGACUCCUAUGUGCACUGGGUUUGUCACACCACCACAGAAAAUUUUGGAAUAGGGGUAGAUGAUAUUUACAGCUUCAAGCCUAACAAGAUGCUUCAAGCAGAACUAAAUGUUGAUCUUUUCCAAAAUGUUCAGACCCUCCCGCCUCAAAACCUCGCAGUCAGCUUGAUGAGAUCAGGAGACUUCUUGCUGACCUGGAAAGCAGCUGAUGGAAGCCAAGGGCUGGGCAAUGCACUGGAGUAUGAAGUCACUUACAAGCGGGAGUGGGAGUCCUGGGAGAAAGCUGCCUCGCUCUUGCUCUCCAACACCACACGUUGCCAUCUCCGCUGCAAGGACCUUGUCCCAGGGAGCAGGUACGUUGCCCGCGUGCGAGCCAGACCAGGGCAGGCCAGUGGCUUCUCUGGGCAGUACAGCGAGUGGAGCACGGAGGCGUCGUGGGAGACCCCUGAAGGUGGCCUUCAGCCCAGGAACCUUCGCUGCCUCUUCAAUGGUGCAGACCGUCUGACGUGCAGCUGGGAAGUGAAGAAAGCGAUCAUCACCUCUGUCCUCUUUGGCUUGUUCUUCAGGGCCCCUCUGGCAUCAGCAGAAGAGGAGUGCUCUCCUGUGCACGAGAAGGCUCUGCCCCACGUCCCGUAUGUGGUCCAGAGCUGUGAGAUCCCUGUUAGCAACUCCAGCAGUCAGAGCCAGUACCAUGUGUCUGUCCGGGCCAAGACGGAGGAGAAACUGAUUGAAGCCUACAAGAACAUUAAGGUGCUGCCGCCUGCAAAUGUGUCAGUAACAGUGACAGAGAACCAAGAGUAUGAACUGAGGUGGAUAAAACACACUUUGGGAUAUAGCUUCAUAAAACAGAGAUACCAAGUUGAGUACUGGAAAAACAACCAAUACGAAAAGACUCUCCAGAAGCUAAGUAUCAGCAAUGAUGAACCUCCCUUCAUCCUCACCCUGCAGAUGCUGGCAUCGUCUACAGAAUAUAGGGGGAAAAUGCGUGCAAGGGUGAAUACGCCUCUGGAUUAUGAGGGGCCUUGGAGUGAAUGGAGUGAGGAGUUCACCUGGAAGACUGAGAACGUUCUGCCACCAGUGGUUCUCCCAGCGAUGCUCCCAGCUCUCAUCAUCACUUUGCUAAUAGUUGCUUAUUGCAGCUAUAAGUAUUUGCUCAGGAAGAAGCAAAUGUGGGAGGAAAAGAUUCCGAACCCUAGCAAUACUCUCCUGAUCCAGAGCUACCACGGGGAAGCUGUCAGCCAACGGCCGCCCAGCCAGGUGUGCUUCAGUGCGCAGAACACUUCUGAGGAGGAGGAGGUGGAACAGAUUAAUUGCCCUCAAGUGCUGGAUGGGAUGGGUAAGCUUCCAUGCAAGAGUGCUGCUCAUGCAAGUACUGCUUCCCAGACUUGCUUUGCUUUCAGUGGCCCAUACUUGUACAGCCCAGUGAUGUCCUCCCAGCCUGAUAUGCGUCAGACCCUGGAAGUGGACGCAGCGGAAGUCCGUGAGAAAUCUGUUUCCCUUCAGUAUGUGACCCUCCCAAAGGAAGACUGUCCCCAGGCUCCACAGGGGCAAGAACAGCCAGGAGCAGGUCCUCCACAGCCCCUCCUGCUCCCAGAUCAGAAGGAAAUGAUGCAGCACCUCGACGAUGAGAAAGAAGUCUCACCGGCCCCACCAGCCUGUGGGAAAGGCACGAACGUGAGAACAGAAGAGCAGCAAUCUCCAAAGGCUCUCAGCUGCAUCAUGUCUCCUCAGCAGUGCCCCUUGGAGUACAUCACCACAGAGAGCCUGCUACUGCCGUCAGCCAGCGACUCCACCCGUCUGCCACUUGUCACUGCUGGGGAGUUACCUUGUGACUCACAGGAGCACCAGCCCCCCAGUGAGCACUCUUGCCAUGAGUUUUCUCCCAAGAAAACUGGUGUCAUGGUCCCAGUUUCAGGUCAAACACCAACCUCUUCUCCUGAAUUGCACCUGGAUACAUUUGGAGACUAUCUUACUGUCCCUUUAGGUCUCCAUGGACGUUCAGAACCCACAAAAAUGUCCUUACAUAUUUUUUGAAAAGAAGUAUUUUUUUCCAAAGAACCUGUGUUGGAGAACUACGUAGUCAUAUUUAAUCCUGGUAGCACCAUAACAAUUUUCCUCACUACGGGCAAUUGCUAUCCUGUCCCCAACCUAAAACCCCGUAAGAAGGUGCAGAUGAGUCAGAAAGAUGCCCAAGUGUCUACAGUGGAGCAGCUAUCCACCCUGCAGCCUGUGGAGGAUCCCAAGCCGGAGCAGGUGGAUGUCCCCCAAAGGAGGCUGUGA